Messenger RNA from Drosophila biarmipes, 1291 nucleotides. RefSeq lists its product as uncharacterized. The transcript is spliced from 6 exons. The coding region runs from base 92 to 1243 and encodes 383 amino acids. The record is from RefSeq and is a predicted model, not a curated record. Gene Ontology annotation, cellular component: cytosol. Gene Ontology annotation, biological process: glycine biosynthetic process; L-threonine catabolic process. Gene Ontology annotation, molecular function: L-allo-threonine aldolase activity. Lineage: Eukaryota; Metazoa; Arthropoda; Insecta; Diptera; Drosophilidae.
CUGUUGGGUCAGUUUUCUGUUGGCUCUACACCGAACACGUUGUGUGAUUUUUUUUUGCCGUUCAGCUUUAUCAGUCAAGUGACACCAAGAAAUGGCGACCCACUCCAUCGUUGACCUGCGCUCGGACACCGUCAGCCAGCCCACGGAGCAGAUGCGGGCCAGGAUGGCCUCCGCCGUCGUGGGGGAUGACGUGUACGGCGAGGAUCCCACCGUCAGCGAGCUGGAGGCGCGGACAGCGGCCAUUUUCGGCAAGGAGGCGGGCCUCUUUGUGCCCAGCGGCACCAUGGGAAAUCUACUGGCAAUUAUGGUCCACUGCCAUCGUCGGGGAACUGAGGCCCUGGUCGGCGAUUUAUCGCACGUCUUUCUGUACGAGCAAGGUGGCGCCUCGCAUUUGGCCGGGGUCCAAUUAGCCACGGUGAAGAACGCUCAGGAUGGCACCUUCAGCCUGCAGGAGCUGCGCCGCAGGAUCCGGGACGACGACUGCCACGAGCCCGCCACCGCGCUGGUGGUGGUGGAGCAGACCCACAACAUUUGCGGUGGCAAGGUGGUGCCGCUGGCCUUCCUGGACGAGCUGGCCGCCCUGGUCCGCCAGCCGGGCGUGGGAACCGGUGGCGCUCGCAUCGCCCUCCACAUGGACGGAGCUCGGGUCUUCAACGCCGCCGUCGCCUUGGGCGUGGGUGUGGAGCGCAUCUGCCGCGACUUCGACUCGAUUUCCGUCAGCCUCAGCAAGGGAUUAUCGGCCCCCGUGGGAUCCGUGUUGGUGGGCUCCAAGGCCUUUAUUUCGAAAGCACAUCGACUGCGCAAAGCCCUGGGAGGUGGCAUGAGGCAGGCGGGCAUCAUAGCAGCAGCUGGACUCGUGGCCCUGGAAGAAGUGGUGCCACUUUUGGGCAAGGAUCAUGAGCGCACCAAGAAACUGGCCAAGGCUAUUUACGACUUGAAAAGUCCCAAUAUCACCGUGCAACUCGAGACUGUGCAGACCAAUAUUCUUCUGGUGGAGAUUACCCAACCCAAGCUGACGGCCAGCGAGUUCGCCACUCGCCUGGCAACCGUGGAGUCCGGCGAAGUGGAAGCCGGAGUCACGGAUAAAAACGGAGCCGGCAUCGUGGUGAAGGCCAGUGCCCGGGAUUGGGCUUUUGCCCGGCUGGUGCUCUACCACCAGGUGGACGACGAGCAGGUGGAGCUGGCCAUCAGGAAGCUGAAGUACGUCAUCGGGCAGUACGACCAGCGGUGGCCCAGGGCCUAGACUAUUGUAAUUCUUUUGAAUAUUACCGAAAAGACAAACACAAUUAGA